Messenger RNA from Humulus lupulus (European hop), 1994 nucleotides. RefSeq names its product pectinesterase/pectinesterase inhibitor. The record is from RefSeq and is a predicted model, not a curated record. NCBI's taxonomy places the organism in Eukaryota, Viridiplantae, Streptophyta, Magnoliopsida, Rosales, Cannabaceae. Gene Ontology annotation, molecular function: pectinesterase activity; pectinesterase inhibitor activity. The coding region runs from base 94 to 1761 and encodes 555 amino acids. The transcript has 2 exons. Gene Ontology annotation, biological process: cell wall modification.
GGUCCCUGAUAAGAUCUAUUUAAAGACUACCACACUACACAAGUUUUGCCACAUACACUCGUUUUUCCUUAUUAGCUCGCUAGACAUUUGAUCAUGGCGAUCCAUCAGCCUCUGAUCGAAGCCCCCAAAACUUCUCACACCAAGACUCUUUUCCUAGUUCUCAUAUCCUUUGCUGCUGUUAUCAGCACCACCUUCUAUGUUUUUCAUUCCUUCAAAACGACCUCGUUUACUGCUCCUUCACUCGCAUCCAACAUAUGUGAUCGAUCCAUAGAAAAGGAAUCAUGCUUAUCCAUGGUCUUAGCAACAGCCCAAGAAUCAAACACGCCGGCACUCAACAACGUUGACCAUCUUCUGAAAGCCUUCCUACAAAAAACCUCACCUCAAAUAACCGAAGCUCUUAAGAUGGCCAACGUUGUUAGCCGUCGGAUCAAUAUGACUCCCAUGGAACGAGCGGCUCUCUUUGACUGCGAAGAGCUACUGGACGUGUCCAGAGAAAGGGUUACGGACUCUAUAUCGAGUCUGUACCUUCAAAACCUUACGUCUCAUUCCCAUGAUGACGCACAUGCAUGGCUUAGCGCCGUUCUCACCAACCAUGUCACGUGCUUAGAUGGGCUCGAGGAAGGUUCAGAUAUCAGGACCAUAAUGGAGCCUAAGCUGAAGGAGUUGAUAUCAAGGGCGAGAACGUCGUUAUCCCUAAUAGUAUCGGUUUUGCCAUCGAAGCCAGUCGAAGAGGUCAUAGAGCCAUUAAAUGGGGACUUUCCCACGUGGGUCAAGGCCAGCGACCGGAGGCUUUUGCAGAGUUCGGCUAAGGCUAUACAGGCCAAUAUUGUGGUGGCCAAGGACGGUAGUGGAAAAUACAAGACCGUGAACGAAGCCGUGGCUGCCGUACCUGACAAAAGCAAGAGCCGCUUUGUUAUUUAUGUGAAAAAGGGUGUUUACAAGGAGAAAGUGGAGAUCGGAAAGAACAAAAAAAAUGUUAUGCUUGUUGGUGAUGGCAUGGAUGCCACUAUAAUCACUGGUAGUCUUAAUGUCGUCGAUGGUUCCACCACUUUCAACUCAGCAACAGUAGUUGCGGUUGGUGAUGGGUUUAUAGCCCAAGACAUAGGUUUCCAAAACACAGCUGGCCCAGAAAAGCACCAAGCGGUGGCACUCCGGGUCGGGGCAGAUCAGUCCGUCAUAAACCGAUGUCGUAUUGAUGCUUAUCAAGACACUCUCUACUCUCACAGCAACAGGCAAUUCUACAGAGAUUCCUCCAUUACAGGCACCGUGGAUUUCAUAUUUGGAAACGCAGCUGCGGUGUUUCAGAACUGCAAAUUGAUAGUCCGAAAGCCCAUGAAGGGUCAGAAAAACAUGGUCACGGCCCAAGGCCGAGAAGACCCAAACCAGAACACAGGGACCUCAAUUCAGAACUGUGACAUCAUUGCCAGUUCUGAUUUGGAGCCCGUUAAGAUCUCAUUCCCCUCUUACUUGGGCCGUCCAUGGAAGAUGUACUCUAGAACUGUUGUUAUGCAGUCUAACAUCGGUGACGUCAUUGUUCCAGCUGGGUGGUUCGAGUGGGAUGGAGAUUUCGCUUUGAAAACUUUGUACUAUGGAGAGUACUUAAACAGAGGCCCAGGGGCUGGAACUAGCAAGCGAGUUAAAUGGGCCGGUUAUCAUGUCAUUACGAGCGCAGCAGAAGCCCAAAAGUUCACAGUAGCCCAGUUGAUCCAAGGUGGAGUUUGGUUGAAAUCCACUGGUGUGUCUUACACUGAGGGGCUAUGAGUUCUUUUUGGAUAUGGAUAUGGCUUCGGCUUUAUUUGUUUUAGGAUUCUAGCUUUUUUUCUUUUUCUUUGGUGAGUUUCUAAGUUUUUUUUUAAGGAAAAAAAAAUGGUAGGUUCAUUUCUGGUAACUGUACCAUUACCAUCGGCGGUGGCUUCUAUGUGUAUCAUCCUUGCCGUUUAAAUAAGUGCAAUGCCGAGGCUUUUUCUAUAUAAAUCACUUAAUAAUGUCAUGAA